Messenger RNA from Gordionus sp. m RMFG-2023, 1811 nucleotides. RefSeq names its product p21-activated protein kinase-interacting protein 1-like. The coding region runs from base 287 to 1345 and encodes 352 amino acids. Gene Ontology annotation, molecular function: protein binding. The record is from RefSeq and is a predicted model, not a curated record. The transcript is spliced from 9 exons. Lineage: Eukaryota; Metazoa; Nematomorpha; Gordioida; Chordodea; Parachordodidae.
UUUAAAAAGGUUUCAACUUCAAUGAAAUAAUUAAUUCUACCCUUUCAUAAGUUCGAAUUUAUUGUAAAUGACCUUAAAAUUAAAAUAAGUUUUAUUUUGAAUGCGUGAUUAUUUUUUUUAAAAAAACCAAGUGUAAAAUUUCGUAUUCGUUGGCAUAUGCCGAAAUGAGGAAUUCUUUAAAAUUAUUACAAAUUAGAGAUAAACAAAAACAUGUCCUUUUAUGGCACAUCUCCCCUAUGACCAAUUUGAGGGAGCAAGAUGACCUCGAGUAUCUAAUUGUACACCUAUGGAUCCAAAAUUUUUAAAUCCACGUAAGAAUGUGAAAUGCAUAGAUGUGUCUUCAAACAAUAUUAUGGCUACAGGAGGUAUUGACGAAGUUAUUAACAUAGUUGAUUUAAAUAAAAGAAUCUCGAUUGGAUCUUUAGUAAAACAUGAAAGUGAAAUAACUUCCUUGAAAUUUUUAAACACUUCUUACUUAUAUGCAUGUGGAAUGGAUGGAAAUAUAUCAAUAUGGAAUUUGAAUAAUUGGAAUUGUGAAAAAGUUCUAUUAGCUCAUCAGGGACCUAUAUCAUCAAUUGCGAUUCAUUAUUCUGGUAAACUCAUGCUUUCUAUAGGCCAAGAUAAAAAAUUAAUAACAUGGAAUUUAACACAGCAAAAAAAAGCAUUUGUAACAAAUUUAGACAAAAAUUAUGAUCAAGUUAUAUGGUCAAUAGGUGGUUCUUAUUAUGCUUUGUUUUCCUCACAAUACUUACAAAUAUAUCAAUUGGAAACUGCUAGUUUGUAUUUAUCAUUAAAGUUUGGUCAUAAAGCAACAACUUUAUGUUUUAUAGAAGAUGAUUUAUUAUUAAUUGCUAUUGAAAAAGGAUUCCUUAAAUUAUAUAAUUUGUCCAAAAAAUGUACAUUGGCCAAAUUUAAUACCAAACAAAAUAGGGUCAAACAAAUAAUACUAGUUAAUGAAAAUAUUAUUUCAUCCACAUCAUCGGUGUGUUAUCAGCCUUUGACCCCAAGUAACCAAUCCCUUGAUAUAUCGAGAAAAUAUUGCCGAAAUUUUGACACAGGACUCAACAAUAACAUUAAACAUAAAAUCAUAAUCACCGCUUCAAGUGAUGGUACGAUCAAAUUAUUCGAUUUGGAUUUAUUCAAGCUAAAAUUAGAACAACUAUUGGUCAUCGACACCUCUUGCAGGAUAACGUGCAUGGCUAUCUCUAAUAGUAAAAAACACCAUUACGAAGACAAUUCAUUAAUCCGCGAAAAUAUUGUCAAUAACAAUAUAAUCGAUUCGGAAGAAAGUAUAACUCCUGAUGAUAAAUUGAUUGUCAACAAAAAAUUAAAGAAAAGUAUAUAGAACCCCAAAAAGUCAUAAUUAUUUUAUAUACAUAAAAAAAUUAAGGUAAUAAUAUCAGAAGUUUCCUAAUACCCUUUAAAAACAUCCCGUAUUUUUUUGUUAAACUUUAUAUAAUGAACGUUUUGUUGGAAAAACAAUUAUUAUUCGCUUAUCAGAUGAUCUAUUUAUCAAAAUUCUUUGGAAUUCAAAUUUUAGAUAAUAUAUUUUUCCAAAAUAUAUGCGAUAUAAAUUAAUGUAUAGAAUUAUUAUUAUUUUUUUUAAAAAAAAAGCUCUUUCUCUUAAAUAAUAUUUAAUUAAUUCAUUCUUUUUUAUAUGUAUUAUUAGUAAGUACACAAUUUGCAAUAAUUUUAUAAUAUUUAUUUUCAACUUUUUUUAUAAUAAAUGUUUACGUAUAAAUUUGUAAUAAUACAAAAAAUUUUUAAAUUGUGUAAAAUAUGGUCAUAAAAUUAGUAAAAUAAUUGUUUCU